GGGGGGGAGCGGGAGCCGCCGUCAGCACCAUGGAGAGCGGCACCGCCCGCCGCCUCGACGCCGCCGCCUUCCUCGGCGCCUGGCGGCGCUGCGACGCCGACGACAAUGGUUACAUAGAAGGGAAGGAGCUCGACAGUUUUUUUCAUCACCUCCUGGAGAAACUGGGACCAGAAAACACCAUCACCGAAGAAAAAGUUCAGAGGAUGAAGGAGCAACUCGUGUCUGCCUACGAUGUCACCACAGAUGGACGCUUGCAAAUCCAAGAGCUUGCAAAUAUGAUCUUGCCGGAUGAUGAGAACUUUCUGCUGCUUUUCCGACGGGAAACUCCCUUGGACAACAGUGUGGAAUUCAUGCGGAUCUGGCGCAGUUACGAUGCUGAUAGCAGUGGAUUUAUUUCAGCUGGCGAGCUCAAAGAUUUCCUGCGAGAUCUCUUUUUGCAGCAUAACAAGAUGGUUGCUGAAGUAAAGCUGGAAGAAUAUACUGAUACCAUGAUGAAAAUCUUUGACAAAAACAAAGAUGGACGGCUGGACCUGAAUGACCUGGCAAGGAUUCUGGCACUCCAGGAAAAUUUCCUUCUUCAAUUUAAAAUGGAUGCUUGCAGCACAGAAGAAAGGAGGAGAGAUUUUGAGAAGAUCUUUGCACACUACGAUGUCAGUAAAACAGGAGCACUUGAAGGCCCAGAAGUGGAUGGGUUUGUCAAAGACAUGAUGGAACUGGUCAAGCCCAGCAUUAGUGGGGUGGACCUGGACAAGUUCCGCCAGAUCCUGCUCAACCACUGUGACGUGAACAAGGAUGGGAAAAUUCAGAAAUCCGAACUGGCUUUGUGUCUCGGGCUUAAAAUGAACCCGUAGCCAGGAGGGUGCUCGUGGUUGUGUUUCCCUCGUGAGAUUUGCUUGCUGCUCCUCGUAGAAGUGUGUCCGUGCUGCUGUGCGAGCGGUGGGGAGCCGGGGCACCGUGCCGCCGGGCUGGAGAGUGGCCACACAAAGACAUGGCAGAGUGGGAUUCGCAUGGAGAGCCUCCCCGCUCCGCCAGUCCCUUUGUGGUGUUCUCUUGCUGCCGCCGCUUGUGGGUCCCCUUAGCAAUGUCUCUGCCCACGAGCACACCAGCUGCUCAGAAAAAGGGUUGCUUUUCUUCUCCUGCUCCCCACAAAAUGCUGCCCUGCCCAUCCCCUAGGAUAGGGACAAGCAUCUCCUUAAAAAUGCCACGUUGGUGCUCUCGGAGUGCAGCUGCUAGGUGUUUCUGAUGGUCGCCUUACGUGUGAAGUCAUUCCUUUGGUGAGCAUCGCGCUUUGUUUGUGCAUUUAAAAUAUUGGAUGGAUGACAGUGUAUAUGUGCAGAAAUAAAAAAUGGCAAUUACAGAAAUUCAUUAAGAUUGGAGUUUAUCUGUUAUGUACGGAAAGCCAUCUGCCACAGACUGGCAGACCAUACAUUGUAACCAUUUUACGUAAAACACAUUAAAUGGCAAGAGGUUUUGUGA
Messenger RNA from Harpia harpyja (harpy eagle), 1476 nucleotides. It is a transcript of the gene SCGN, whose product is annotated as secretagogin, EF-hand calcium binding protein. Gene Ontology annotation, molecular function: calcium ion binding. The record is from RefSeq and is a predicted model, not a curated record. Lineage: Eukaryota; Metazoa; Chordata; Aves; Accipitriformes; Accipitridae. Gene Ontology annotation, biological process: regulation of long-term synaptic potentiation; regulation of presynaptic cytosolic calcium ion concentration. The coding region runs from base 30 to 851 and encodes 273 amino acids. The transcript is spliced from 11 exons. Gene Ontology annotation, cellular component: dendrite; terminal bouton; synapse.